This is a messenger RNA of Theobroma umbraticum, 915 nucleotides long. RefSeq lists its product as uncharacterized. The record is from RefSeq and is a predicted model, not a curated record. NCBI's taxonomy places the organism in Eukaryota, Viridiplantae, Streptophyta, Magnoliopsida, Malvales, Malvaceae. Gene Ontology annotation, molecular function: phosphatase activity.
AUGGUUUUUGUCGAAUUUCCAAUCACAAUUCAGAACCUAGAGAUGCCGUCCAAUAAACAAAAAUGCAAUAAGGGCAAGCAUUAUUAUCAUAAAAGAAAGCGUUUUCCAGGGAAGAUCAGUUCGGUCUCCAUCAUUGCAUCGAUAAACAAGUCCAUUGUCAAGUGCCGCGAUCAGCUGAACAAGUUUUUAUCCGAGCUAGCGCGCAUGGUAACACCAACAUGCCGCCUCAAGGGCUUCGAGAUUCUUAGACAGGAGGAAAAGACCGACCUCGAAGCUAACAAAGUUUUUGGUCACCCUGGACUCGAACUUGAAUCCGAAACCAGCUCCAACAUUGUACCCCCAGUUCUUGUCAUACACCGCAACCUGCUUCCUCCAAUGGUUUCAGACAAAAAAGGGACGAUUGUUCUUGAUUUGGACGAAACCCUGCUGCAUUCAAGCCUCUACCCGCCUCCACCAAGGUACGAUUUCAUAGUGUCAAGAAAUAUGGACGGGGUGACGAUAAACUUCUACGUGUUAAAACGACCCGAUAUCGAUGAGUUCUUGGAGACGAUCAGCAAGAAAUACGAACUUGUUGUGUUCACGGCGGGGCACGUAGCGUACGCAUCGAAGGUGCUGGAUACUCUUGACCCGAAGGGGCUUAUAUCGCACCGGCUCUACAGGGAUUCAUGCAAACAAGUGCGAGGGAAAUUCGUGAAGGACUUGUCAGGGCUGGGGAGAGACUUGAGGAAGACUGUGAUCGUCGAUGACAACCCAAAGUCUUUUACAUUGCAACCCGAGAACGGGAUCCCCAUAAAGCCGUUUGUUGGUGAUCAGCUUUGGGACAAUGAGUUGAUGAAGUUGGCGGUGUUUUUUGAGACAUGUAAUGUCUUUGAAGACAUGAGAGAUGCCGUGAGCCAGUACCUCGGAGGGUGCUGA